Messenger RNA from Oikopleura dioica, 1005 nucleotides. The record is from the annotation of a GenBank genome assembly. Lineage: Eukaryota; Metazoa; Chordata; Appendicularia; Copelata; Oikopleuridae.
AUGAGUUACGGCGGACGAGGCGGAUAUGGUGGUCAACAAGGCGGCGGUGGCGGCUAUGGCGGCGGUGCUAAUGGCGGUUAUGGUGGUGGCAACCAGGGAUACGGUGGCUAUGGCGGAGACCAAGGCUACGGGCAAGACCAGGGCUACGGAAACGGCGGCCAGGGCGGCUACGGCGGCGGUGCUGCUGGCGGCUAUGGCCAACAAGGUGGUCAGGGCGGCUUUGGCAAGUGGGACGGCUCAGGCGGCUUCCAAGAUAACAAUUUCGCCAACAACGGGUACAGCGGCGGCUACGGAAACGGCGGUGGUGGCUACGGAGGCGACGAUGGCGGAUACGGUCAACAAAGCUUUGGUGGCCGUGGAGGUGGCCGAGGAAGAGGCCGUGGUCGCGGUGGAUUCGGAGGCGGCUACGAUCAAUUCGGCGGCUCAAAAUCGAUCAAUGACUUCAUGCCAACAGACUGUAGUGAUUGCGUCUUCGUCAGCGGUCUACCAAACACAGUUCAAAAACAAGACAUUUCCAUGUUCUUCGCUGCUGCUGGUCAAAUUAUGAUCGACAAGAAAACACAAAACGAGCGUAUCUUCCUUUUCCUCAACAAAGAGACGAAACAGCCGAUCGGUGACGCCACUGUCACUUAUCAAGACCCCAGCCACGCUGCAGCAGCGAUCGACAUGCUAAACGGAACCGACUUCAAUGGAAACGGCCCAAUUUCAGUCCAACAGGCGACUCCCGAGCAGAAACAACCCUUCGCACAGAAACUGGCAAAACAGUUCCAGAAAGGCGGCGACGGCGGCUACGGAGGUGGCCGCGGAGGCGGUUACGGCGGCCGUGGUGGCGGCGGAGGAUACGGCGGCGGCCGAGGCGGUGGCGGAUUUGGAGGUCAACGAGGCGGCGGCGGAGGAUUCCGAGGCGGCCGAGGAGGUGGUGCUCCAGGCGGCAGAGGCGGUCGAGGAGGACCAAUGCGCGGUGGCGGUAUGGGCCGAGGCCGUGGUCGACCCCAACCUUAUUGA